This is a messenger RNA of Sinocyclocheilus rhinocerous, 3328 nucleotides long. RefSeq names its product zinc finger protein 385D-like. Gene Ontology annotation, cellular component: nucleus. Gene Ontology annotation, molecular function: nucleic acid binding; zinc ion binding. The transcript is spliced from 10 exons. Lineage: Eukaryota; Metazoa; Chordata; Actinopteri; Cypriniformes; Cyprinidae. The coding region runs from base 124 to 1821 and encodes 565 amino acids. The record is from RefSeq and is a predicted model, not a curated record.
CGUUAGUGUGAAUGACACGCGCUUUGCUGGAGAGCCGUUUGGUUUGUGACGCACGGGUGACCAUUGAGCUGCGCGAAGUGCUCAGUAUCAGUUCAGUUCAGCUCAGAAACACGUACGCUAGUAAUGUUGGGCUCAGAGGACCACGGAGAGACUCGCAAACGAAACGGUACCGGAAUGAAGCGUCCGCUGAGUCCUGUUGAAGACGGGUUGCUGACUGAACAGACUGGGCAUGAGGGCGUGCCCUCUGAUGGGGUGGAGUUUACAAGACAGGACGCCCCACCUCUAAACUCUCGUCCGAAGCGGGAGCGCAAACACAGGUCGUACACACUCUGUGAAGUGUGCAACAUUCAGCUGAACUCCGCAGCACAAGCACAGAUACACUUCAAUGGCAAAACACACCAGAAAAGACUCAAACACAUAAACAACAGCAACACAGGUAUGGCUGCUCAGGGGAGCCCCCUGCUGGCCUCAUUACCGUUGCAGGGUCGCCCGCUGCAGACCCCUCUGGACCUGAAACACUUCCUGCCCUUCCGUCUCAGUGGCUCCUCCCCUCUCAGCCUGUUCCCCAACUUCAACACUAUGGACCCGGUGCAGAAGGCUGUGAUAAACCAUACGUUUGGUGUUCCUCAGUCCCUGAAGAAAAAACAGGUCAUCUCAUGCAAUAUCUGCCACCUGCGCUUCAACUCCACGAAUCAGGCUGAGGCUCAUUAUAAAGGCCAUAAACAUGCUCGUAAGCUGAAGGCAUUAGAGGCUCAGAAGAACAAACAGCAGAGACGACAACUCGACAAUGCGCAUCACAACCGAGACAGAGAGAAGGACCGAGACAGGGACAGGCAGAGAGACAGCAGCAGAGUGAAAACGAGCGCUCCGGAUCCACUUCCUGCCCUGCUGGAUGACACCGCCAUGGAGGAAACUGCUGUCUCUGACUCAGAUCCUGUCGUGAGUGUGGAUGAUGCUCACUCUAGUUCGGUGGUCCUGACACCUAUAUCAGAGGUCUCGUCUGCAGACCUGUCUGUCUCCUCCCCUCACUUCCAGAACCCGGACGGUCUGCUGGAACCCACCGGUGCCGCCAGCGAGAUAGCUGCUCAGCAGGACAACUCUACAGGGGACACACCGGCAGAGAAGGACCCCAAAAAAACCAAACAACAUCUGCAUUGCCCCAUCUGCAAAGUCACAGUCAACUCCACCACUCAGAUGGAUGCUCACAAUAGUGGCACCAAACAUAAACUAAUGAUGGAAGGACAGAGUGUGUUGCCACGACGACGAGGGAAGACACUGUCAUCCCGCCCCUCAUGUAAAAGCAAGCGAUUGGCCAGUAAGGGGAGUGUGGGCGUGGCCAGCAAGAGCUUCAACUGUGAAGUUUGCGAGAUCCAUGUUAACUCUGAGACUCAACUCAGCCAGCACAUGAACAGCCGAAGACAUAAGGAUAGACUGGCUGGGAAGCCCCCGAAGCCCAAGUUCAACCCUCAUGCCAAGAGUCAGCCUACCUCAGCAGCCUCGCAGGGUGUCAGAUGGAACGGUUAUGCGGGAGGCGCACUGUCUGCUAUGAAGAAAGUUAUCAACCAAUGCAAUCUGUCCUCUCUGUCCUCACAGACUAAACUGAUUCUACAGAAGCAAUUGACUAAAAAUUUGGCUGCCAGCUUCCUUCCCACCCCCAUAACUCCGCCCACCCUCUGCACAGUCACAGCCAAUCCUCUCGCACUGCGACACCCGCCGGGCACUACUUUCAUUCAGACGCCCAUCCUCGGCCCUGCCCUCUUUAGGCCAGCGCCCGGACCUCUGAGAGCAACACACACUCCCAUCAUAUUUUCCCCUUAUUGAUCACCUCGAAACAAAGCAAACACGCUCUUACAACAUGGGCGCACAUUCACGUGAUUUAGUCUUACGAUCCGUUCUCAGUACUGACGGUCUCUGUGCAAACUUCGUCCGUGCUCCCGCUCUCUCCGAGCUGUAUACACUUAAGUAUAUAAACACAAACACACACUCCCAUAGUGUUCCCUGUCCUCCUCAAAAACUGUGACUCUGAGAGAGUCACUCUUGAACUAUGCAGCAAAGGGAGAGAGAGAGUGUGUGAGAGAGAUAGAGAGAGAGAGCAAGACCAUAUAUGGGAAUAUGGGAGGGGCCUCAUUGAUAACACCAGCCCACUAUGCAGAUGAACGCUGCUAAUGACAGGACAAGACUGAUAAAGGAGUGAAAGAGCUAUAAGAAGGAUAUUUAGUUUUGCUUUAUGAGAUAUUUAUCAUUAUACAGAUAUUAAUCAGGUUAUUAUUCUAUAAUUUAUUAGAGGAAAGCCAAUUUUAGAGACCUAUAACUGCGUUAGCUGUUUGUUUAGUUAGGAAAUGCAAACAUCCCUUUACUUGAUGCUUUUUUUAAAGUAUUUUAAAUUGUUAUCAGUCUGUUUUCUUGUCGUUCCACAUGGAUAUAUUGCCGUUGGUCUGUGUAUUCGCACACAUUUUGAGUAACCUCAUCUGACCGGCUUUUGUUAUAAACACAAAGCUCAUUGGUCUGUCAGUUUACAGAUGCUAAGGCUUUCUGUCAUGGGUAAUCACAGAAUAACACAGAGUACCAGUCUAAUAUACGAACGUGACAGUUUGGUAGCAAGGCAACACACACACACACUCGCUCGCGCCCAAUCAGUGUCAUAAUUUUGUCAGUGUUGAUGCAUAGAUUAGAUGAUUUGAGAUUGCAGAUGCACACACACACACACAAAACCUCAGAUGAGAUGAUUGCGGUUCAGUCACAGUUUGACGUGGCCUUUUAUCUCCGCAUAUUUUGCUCUCAGUAUUUCCUCAUUACGGCCUCACAAAGGUCAGUGUGCCUGUCAAAAAUCUGUCCGCAUCCUAUCUUGAUUAAGAUCUAAAACCUCACCAUGUUAUUUGCGUGUGUGUGUGUGUGUGUGUGUGUUUAAUCCAAAACCUGUCAUGAAUUCAUUACUCUUGAUCUUAUUCAGAAUAACAUUUUCGAUUCUGGAAGCAUCAUUGAUUUAUUUGCACAGAGGAGCCAUUGCCAAAACAUAAUGACCAUAAUGGCGGUGACUGAAAAUACAUCAGUACUGUUGAAAGGAGGAUGCAGGUGUAUUUUUUAAGAUUACACUUGAAUAGCAACGUGUUAAAUUUCAGAUAUAUUAAACUCUCCUGCUACAAGUAUAUACAAGUGUUCCUGUCAGUCUGAACAAAGUCACGUCGCUUUGCCCCAGAUGGUUUUAGAUGGACUAAGACUGAUCUUCUGUCUUCAGACAUGUAGAAUUAGACAUUACUGUUGAGUCUAUGUUGUUUGAUUGGAACCAUUUUUCAUCAGAUUUUUUUUUAAACGUGCCCUAGCAUACAGA